UUUCACUGCUACUUGUCGUCGUAUGGAAUACAGCUCCGUGGUAAUAAUUCUUAGUGGAGGAAGAAAAAACAAGGCAUGAAAAAGCAAAGUGUGUUUUUCUUUGAUUUCUGCCCAUUAUUCUUGUGUUCUAUGCUACUGUGAGCAGAUAGAAGGUACACUGGUGAGCGCGCGAGUGUUUGAAACUGUGUGUGUUAGUGUGUUGCAAGUGUGAGCUACUUGUGCGUGUAAAGCGUGAAAACCGACUAAAUGACAACAAGCAAAGGAAAAUACAUAUAUCACACGCACGUACGCACACAUUGAGUAAAAGAAAAUCUAUGUUACAAGAAGUUUAAAAAAAAAAAAAACACACACACAAAGAGGCAAAAAGUGAGAAGAAGGAAAGAAGAAGAAUAGUGCUAUUUUCUUGCUAUGGUGCGGACGACGGUUAUAUUUCGGAUGCGUUAGUGCAAGUGUGCGUGUCUCAGUGUUAGUUGUGUGAGAGGAAGAAAAAUCGCUCUGAUGGCGAUGGUAAUGUUGAUGAUGAGGUUGAAAAUGACGACGUCGACGACAAUGUUGAGGAAGAAGUCGGUCGUUGUGGCAUUUGUGCCCCUUGUGUAAAGGCAUUUGAACUGGAAAGAAAAACACAACAGUGGCCAGAAAUGUUCAACAAAACAAAUACUCUUUUUAGAAGAAGAUGUUGAUGAUUAUGAUGAUGAAGGCAACGCUUACGACUGCGACUACGACAACGACGACAAAGACUACGACAACGAAGUUGCUUGUACACCAGAUUCAAAUAAUGAAAAUAUUCGCUCUGACGAUGAUGAUGAUGAGUGCAACGAUAAUCAUGAGCAAGGCAACGAUGGCAGCAACAUCAUCGACAGCAGCAGCAGCAGCUCUAGCGACACCAACAGCAGCAACGGCGACAACAAGGAAGAACCCAAGUAAGGAAUAGUUCGAUGUGCAGCAGUGGAACAGUUUACUUUUGUUUUUCCGCGUGCUCGCACACGCGUUUAUAAACGGAAUACGGAAAUAACCACAAAAUAUAUACAUAGUACAACAAAAAUAAAAAAAUACUUGCUUACAUGAAUUAAAAAAAAAAAAACAUCAACACAUAAAAAUUUGUUUUCAAACAAAACAACAAACUCAGCAACAUUUUUUAUUUCCAUCAAAAAAACAAAAACGAAAAAAAGUCAAAUCAAAAAAAGUCAAUAGAAAUUUUCACUUCAAAAUUAUUUUCAAUUUUAAAUAACAAACAAAAUUUUAAAACAAAUAGUUUCAUCUUUGCCAAAUUGAAGCAAAAUUCUCAACUGAUCACUGAACUUCCGCGGGCCCUUCAAAUAUCUCUGACCCAACACCAUUUUGGGCCAUCAUGUUAUCCCUAAUACCAGCCGAUUCAUGGUGGUGGUCGUGGGCCAAAUUACAGCAGGAAAUUGUGUUUUUGGAGCAUGAACUAAAACUGGAAUUGAAUGAAGAGCGAAGAGAACAAACCCAGAAAAAGUUGCAAAUUACAGAGAAAAAAGGGAAUUGGUAACGACAGCCAAGGCGAACCGAAAAACAAAGACUUUUCAUACACCAAAAGCAAAACAAGGGGAUUUGAAACCACAACAAUAACAUUAUAAUAACAAAAACAAGAAAAAGAACAAAAUAAAAAAAUGACAAACUAUUCACAACAUUUCAUGAGUAAAACUAAAACAAACUGAAGAAAUUAUGGAAAUAGAAACGACAAACAAUAGACUGAACUAGAGUCCAAAUAUUUUUAAAGUAAACAAAACAAACAACAACAUCAUCAUCAAUGGAAAACCUUUAAAGUUACAUAAAUAUCGAUCUACCAAACAAAAGCAAAAAUAGAAAUCCAUUUUCUCGUAUUACUCUACAAAACCAACAACAACAACAGUAAGCAAAUUCCAAACGUUGUUCAAACGAAUGUCAAAUAAAUGCAAUUAAUUUAAACAUAUCAUAAUCUAAUUACAAUUUAUAUUAAUUUAAUAACAAAAAAUAAUAACAAUAACAACAACAAAAAACAAAAUUGCAUUUAAAUAUUUACUACGACAAGAUAAAUAACAACAAAAGAAGCAAUAUUAUUACAAUUCAAUUCAUUAGAGUAUCUCAGAAAAAUACAAAACCAAAAACAAACUAUAACAACAAACAUACACACUAAUAUACUAAUACUCCAAAAAAAAAAACAACAAACAUAUACAAAAACAAAAUCAAUACUGCCCCCCUUUUUUUGGAUGAAGAAAUUGAAAAAUAAACAAAUUAUUUCUAUAAAUAAAUCAACAGCAACAACAACAUUGCCAUUUAAAAAGAAAAACAUUUUUCUUUUCUGGGAAAAGCUAAUCUUUUCAUUCAUUCAAUCACGCCAUAGACAAAAGUGACAACGAAAACAGUUAAUUACACAAAAAACCACAAGAACAACAAAAACAUUUAGUGAACAAAGAAUAUUUGAGGAGAACCCCAAAACUCAUUCCCAUUAAAGACAAGAUUUCCAUUCACACAUAAACUACAUAAAAAGUGUUUGAAGGAAGAAAGUUUUAUAGCAAAUUUAAAACAUCAAACAAAAGUUAAAUAUUUAAAGUGCAUCGCGUAACGAAAUCAUGUCAGUGCAACUAACUCGAAGUGCAAAAGACAAAAAGUGUGCGUGAAAUACAAUUUGAAACGAAUGUCCAGAACAUUAUCAUCUCGAUUAUCAUAAUGUCUGCUGUAUCAUCAGAGUUUAUUCAUCAAGAAUUUAUCUAAGAACAACCAAAAAUGGUGGACAGCUGAAUAGACUGUUAACACAAGAAAAAUGUGUUGGCUUGUGCAGGACUAUAUCGAAGAGGAUAGCAACUGGCAAAGCAACUGAAGUAACAAAAAGGACAUAAUUUUCAUUUUUGUUCUCAAAUCGAUCACAGACACACUACGCUAUAAUUACAAGAAUACAUUAGACAUCAUUAUAAUCAUUAUCGAUAGAACGUGGAAACGUCUGAAAGUAAACAAAAUAUCGAAUUCGAAAAUUACUUUCUAUAUAUGUCAAAAUGGAUUGGACUCGUUGGCAAAAUACGUUUCUAUGGAUUGUUUUUAAAUCUGGCAGUAUAAUGUGGCUGCCCAUAUGAUUGGGAGACAACACAAAAGAGAAUUGAACGGUUUAAAUACGAAGUGAAAAACAAACCCUCAAUAAAUGUAAUUCAAUUCCAAAUGCCAGUUAAAAGUAACAAAAUACAUUAAAGCCAGAAAAAAUUAAUAGUGCGUAUAAUUGGCCAUACUCUCUGUGGUCAAAUCGAAGAAACUCAAACAAAGGCGACUACUCGCAAGACGUUGAAAGAAAACAAUAGUCAUCCAAGAGUCGCUACAAUUUAUCAUUCAUCUGUCGCAUUUGCGAUAAAUCUCUGAAAUAAAAGACUGCUACAGUCAAACAUAAAACGACGAUUACGAAGACGCAUACAGCGAAUCACAUGCAAGACAUUGAAAGCAAAUAUUUUAAGAUUAAGAAAAGCAGAAAAAAUAACGCAAACAUCGAUCUUCCUACCCCCUUGAAUCAUACUCAAGUUACAAAACUCAAAACUUUUUUAUACUCUCAGAACAAACAAAGACCGAUAAGAAGCAUAUAACUUGUAAGAGCCAUCAUCAUCCUUGCAGAGAUUGUGCGUGUGUACUUGUGUUUUUAGAAAAAAACCCAAAGAAAAGCAUUUGUAUUAUAUGACCACAACAUUACAAUGCACGAUUAGUUGAAAUCCGAACGAAGAAGAAGAGGCAGACGGAACGACAAAAGAAAACCAUCAAUAAAACUCUGUAGACAGAGACUCGCCAAUACUUCACAACAUCGACGACACAAUAUCAAUUACUUUAGCGUCAUUGUUUUUUAUACUCUCAAUAACCAAAUACUACCACUACCACCACCACCUCGACUACUACUAAUCCAUUCACAUACAUUGUACGUAAAAAAAAACAUACUUGCAAACAUAGAAACAUACACAUGUAUAUUUUCCAUUUAACCUUAAAAUAAGGGAAACUGAAACAGAAACGAACUGAACUGAAGCACAAAAUCACUUCAACCUGCAAUACGAGCCAGCAAAAGUAGCCAUAAAUCAUUAUCGUCAUGAUUUUAAGAAUACACUGAGAAUAUCGAAACGAAAACGUUCGUUCCGUCGUUCAAACGUUACGGUACGCCACGUUUAGCCGGCGACCUAUUUGUGGAAAGUGGAAAGACAGUGGGGCAAGUAGUAGAUGGCAUUUGGUGGCAUCACAACACCAACAACCCAUAAUCAUCACCCCGGACUGACGACCCCCCGUGAAUCAGUCCAACAGCCAUAAGAGUGAGAGUAGUGAGAGAGCGCUAAACACAUCCACACAGCCAGAGAAAUUUGACUUCAUCUUUAAACUCAUCAACUAAUCAUCGAAACGCACAAACACAAAGUGAUUUGAAGAGAGAGAAAGAGAGAGCAAAGAGAAAACGAAUUACUCCAAAAGACUACAAGGAAUUAGGAAACAAAGAAACGAAGCAAACAAAAACCAAACUAGGAUCAGAGCAGAAGAUAUCACAGCGGAAAACUUCGGGAGAAGAGAAACGCCAUCGUUCAACACUCAUAUAUAUCUACCAGCUGCAUUUCGGAAACAUAAAAACCAUAGUUACUAGAGUGGAAAACAUUUCACAAAGCACUAUCACGUAAACUUAAACCUCAUUUAGUUGCCGACACCGUUAAACAGUAUAUCAGUCGAGCACAGCGGCCAGCCAAAGGAUCACAAGAGCAGCAGCCUAACAUGGAGUUUUUACGUGGUGUUUAUGCGUUUAUGCAAGUGAGUAGAUCAUCGGUGGACUAUCAACAAGGCUUUGAAAGUAUAACAACAACAGCUGAGGUUACAACACCCCUAACAGAGGCUAACGCGACAACAAUAACAACAACUGGUGGACAGACCACAGAAAUACCAACAACCAUUCGUGGCUCUUCAACGGUCAUAGGUAAAAAACAAAACCAAGAAACAUCGCUUAGUCUGAAGACAACAGCAAGUAAUGGUUUAGAGGAAAACCCCAAACGUAGUAUUGCCAAGAAAAGUUUAAAGCAAAUCAAAGAAACUCCCGAAGAAGAACAAUCACAAAAGCAACAACAACACCAACAGGAACAAUUACAACAAUUCCAACAUAAAAUGUUAAACAAACGUAAACAUCAAAGGCAACAUCAAUAGAAAAAACCGAAAAACAACCAGUUUAAAUGUUAGCGAAAACAAGGCGCAGAAGAAGACGAAAAAAAUCCGAAAACAAUAAACUGAAAGAUAUUCUCUAAGAUCAGAAAUCGGAAAUCAAAUACUAUGUGAUAGUUACAAGAAAAAAAACUAAGUAUAUAAGCAAUACAACACAAAUCAAAUCAAAGUCCUUAAAUCAAAUUUACAUUUUGUCUCAUCACCGAAUAGAAGACAAUUAAGGAUAGUUGCACCAUAAAGAAAGAGUAAACCGUAAUCAAACCCUUCCUCUUCCCCCCGAGAGCAAAUUACUAUAGAAAACAGGGAAAAUACAGAGUGAGAUAUUUACAAAAACAAGAAUAAAAAAAACGCCCACAAUUAAAAAAGGGGGUUUAAACUGGACACAAAGCAAGUGUCGGAAAAAUUGUUCUUUAAGCGUUUUCACAGACGCCAAGGAAAACUGGAAGCAACAACACCAAAAAUACCAGAAAAAAAAAACAAAACUACUUUACUUUUAUAAAUAUUUAUGUACAAAGGAAGAAAAAAGUAAGAGUAGUAUAAGAAGAGAAAAAAUCGAAAACCAGUAUUUUGUUGCAUAUACACGAUAUACACACAUACACCUAUAUAUUACUAGCUGAACAAAUCAAAAGCAGACUGUACAUAUUUAAAAAAAAAAAAAUAAACAAGAAAACGCAUUCAAACCAAUCCUGUAAUAUAUAUUCAAAUAAAAAACACAAACGAAUAUUCUUCAAGUAACUAAAAAACUCGAAACUACAAAACGCAACUAAAGCAACCAGCAAAGCAAACUCCAAAAGCAACCAGAAAAUAUAAAAAAAUCAUCAACUAUAUAUACACACAUACAUAUAUAUUUAAAAGAAAAAAAAACAAAGAAAAACAAACAGAGAGAGAAUUAUAUAUACAUACCUAUAUAUACAGAGAGGAAGUCGAAGAAGAAGAAGCAAAAGAUAUAUAUAAUAAAAAUUCAGUCAGCCGUGCCUUUUUACAAAAUUUUAUCGUGCUUUUUGUAUAUUUUGUAAAUCAUCAAAAAACAUCAACGUCAUCGUCUACCAAGAGCGAACAAUCGAACGAACAAACAUAACCAACCAAAACACCCACAUACUUGUUGUUGUCUUCGUUGUCGUCAUCGUCAUCAUACUGCGUUUAAAGCAAUACCAACAAACCCCGCAAUAAGCCUAACUCCAAAAACCAAAACAAAAAAGCAACGCCAAAACAAUCCCCGGAAAUUCAUUGAACUGCAAAGUGGUUUCUACUUCUCCUCGGUACUUUCUCAUCAACUCGUCUACCAAUCAACCAACAAACCAACCAACCCCCCCACGCCCACGACUGUGUUUUGUUUGUGUGUGCAUUCCGUGAUUCGGCCACACCAUAAACACACACACAAAAACACAUUUUUCGUACGCAUAUUAGAAGAAAAUGGUGUCUCAUGUCAAAAUCGAUUCACCUGUAUUUCGCCUACACACAAAUGCAACCGUUAUAUUAUUAAUAACAUUUUCAAUUGCUGUUACAACGCGUCAAUACGUAGGAAAUCCAAUAGACUGUGUACAUACGAGAGACAUUCCGGAAGAUGUACUUAAUACAUAUUGUUGGAUACAUUCAACAUAUACAGUGGUGGAUGCUUUUAUGAAAAAGCAAGGUUCCGAGGUGCCUUUUCCUGGGGUUCAUAAUUCACAGGGACGUGGACCUCUAACAAUAAAACAUACAAAAUAUUAUCAAUGGGUGGCGUUUACGCUAUUUUUUCAGGCAAUAUUAUUUUAUACACCAAGAUGGCUGUGGAAGUCUUGGGAAGGUGGCAAAAUUCAUGCACUUAUCAUGGACUUAGAUAUAGGAAUCUGUUCCGAAGCCGAGAAAAAACAAAAAAAGAAAUUACUUUUAGAUUAUUUAUGGGAAAAUCUAAGAUAUCACAACUGGUGGGCGUACAGAUACUAUGUUUGCGAGUUGUUAGCACUCAUCAAUGUGAUAGGUCAAAUGUUUCUUAUGAAUCGAUUUUUCGAUGGCGAAUUUAUGACAUUUGGCUUAGAUGUGAUACAAUACAUGGAGGCCGAUCAAGAAGACCGAAUGGAUCCCAUGAUAUACAUAUUCCCUAGAAUGACCAAAUGUACAUUUUUUAAAUAUGGUUCGAGCGGGGAGGUGGAAAAACAUGAUGCUAUAUGCAUAUUGCCAUUAAAUGUUGUUAAUGAAAAAAUCUAUAUUUUCCUUUGGUUUUGGUUUAUAUUAUUAACAUUAUUGACAUUAUUAACAAUUAUAUACAGGGUGGUUAUUAUAUUUUCACCACGUAUGAGGGUGUACUUAUUUCGUAUGAGAUUUAGGUUAGUGCGUCGAGACGCUAUAGAAAUAAUCGUUCGUCGUUCAAAGAUGGGCGAUUGGUUUUUAUUGUAUUUAUUAGGUGAAAACAUAGAUACGGUUAUAUUUCGAGAUGUUGUACAGGAUUUAGCCAAUCGUUUAGGUCAUAACCAACACCACAGGGUGCCUGGACUAAAGGGCGAAAUUCAGGAUGCAUGAUAUUGGGAGUAUUAGAAACCAUACAAAAUGCAAAAUGUUGUCUCCAUAUAAAAAAACAGUAAAACUUCAAUGAAACGAAAAAUACCAAAAAACACAUAAAAACCAGACAAAAAUCCAAUAAAAAAAAAAAAAUAACAACAAACCAACAAUGCUGCCAAUUUGCUUUUUUAUUAGCAAUUUACAACCAAAAGAUAGUAGAAGAACAAAAAAAAUGAAACUAAUACACACUUCAUCAUCAAUCAGAGUGCAUUAGAGACAGACAGAGAGAGAGAGAGAGAGACCUCGGAAAUUAUAGCAAAACAUCACAGGAGGUCUGGCGACUAUUUGACAAACGGGUGUAGUAUGGUUCCAUAAUAUUAAAAAAAUAAUAAAAACAACAUUGACUAUUCAAGACGCACAAAAUUCAAACCCGAACUAUGCAAGUCUAGCCACCCGGGAAAAGUCAAAUUUUCGCCUCUCCAAACGCAUGUACAUCUACAGCCACUUCACAUCACAAACGCUAACUGGAACAAAUGAACAAAAAGAGAAAUGACGGGAAAAUUCACAUCAGAAGAAGUUUUUUGUUUUUGUUUUUCGUCCAUCAUCCAUUUUUAAGCUAAGGAUCGAUUUACAUAUUAACAAAAUAAUACCACAACCGAUUGUCUUUUAUUUUUUUAAAGGCAAUUUGUAAAAUAUUAUAACAACAACAAACAAUACUAGUUGUAAGAUCACAACAAGAACAACAACACCACCACCAGCAUACGCAUGAUCAUCCUUCAUCCACCUUAGACCCCAUUCGAGGUUUAGUUUGGAGAACAUACAUUAUCAUCGAUAAUCAGGAUCAGAUCAGAAAUCAGACUUUACAAUACCCAAAAUAUCAGGCGAUCAUUCACAGAGUACUAAUUUUUUUCACCACACUGGCUCCGCUGCUUUUGUGUAGUUCAACACACAUUUUAUUGUCAUCAUGAUAGGAACCUUAAGCUUAAAAACAAUGAAAACAAUAAAUAAUAAAAGAAAAACAGGUUACAAACCAAAGACGAAAGAUUAAGAAAACAUAAAAAAAUGAUGAAAAAAUUUGGAGACAACAAAAGGUGUAUAAUUGCAUUUUUGUAUUGGACGGUUCUUUUUUUUGCCGAACAUUAACAUCAAAAAGGCAAAAAAAAAAAAUAAUAUUGAGGAAAAUUCAAGCGCUAGAAAAAAAAGAAAACAACAUUGGCUAAAGAGAACAUCCUAAAACCACGACAACAACAACUACUAUGUGUUCAUAUUACAAAAAAAGUGAAAAAAUCUAUAAAAAAAAUACAAAACACUUCUUUUUUAGAAAAAAACUUAAGAAAAAAUAUUUUGGAUGUAAAGAAAAUAUUAAAAAAUUUUGCGGAAAAAUUUUAAACAAAAAACAAUUUCCCAUACGGAAAAUCUGGCAAACAAAUUUGAGUGAAAUAUUUUCUCUUUAAAUCUGUACAAAGUUUGUGAUAUCAAUGCAACACAA
This is a messenger RNA of Musca domestica (house fly), 9121 nucleotides long. RefSeq names its product innexin shaking-B (gene shakB). The coding region runs from base 6568 to 7653 and encodes 361 amino acids. Gene Ontology annotation, cellular component: plasma membrane; gap junction. Gene Ontology annotation, molecular function: gap junction channel activity. The transcript has 12 exons. NCBI's taxonomy places the organism in Eukaryota, Metazoa, Arthropoda, Insecta, Diptera, Muscidae. The record is from RefSeq and is a predicted model, not a curated record.